CGUCUCCGCUGCAGGGUCCUGAGAUGCUCGCCGACGUACCACACGGUUUUGCAGACAUGGAUGAGGACGACGAGCUCUCGUCGGUGUACGUGAACUUACCCCGGUUUCGCCAGAGCGUCAGCAGUCUGACCUCGGCCACCUCCGAGUCCUCCGACCUCCACGACCCCCUGCACCUCGGCUCUCAGGGAUGGGAGAUCCACACUGACGACCAGAGCGGGAAAGAGUACUACUACCAGCCCAGCACCGGCCUGAGCACCUGGGAGUACCCGCUGAGCCCCGGCAUGGAGCCGGACCGGCCCCCCGCGUCCCCGGGUCCGCCCCGGUCACCCGACUGCUCGCCCUCGGACUGGGAGAGGGUGCUGGACGAGAGGAGCGGCCGGCAUUACUUCUUCAAUCCUACAUCUGGACAGAGUUCCUGGGAGCCACCGGAGGACCUGCUCACUCACUCAGGGGGGAACAGUGUGAGACAAGAUGGACCGCCUCAGCUCCCCGAGGAGGACUACCCUGCAGAAGACGACGUCUCCCCGGGGCGGGACGCCGAACCCUCGGAGUACUCGCUCAUCCACGUGCAGAAGACCGUCAUCCCCAGGGUGUGUGUGGACCAGAGCGCUCCAGCAGGCUGGACGCUGAACCUGGACCCCGACAGAUCCUGGGUGUUCACCAGCCAGCACACGCAGGAGCAGUGGAUUAAAUCAGUGGACGAUCAGGGACAGGUGUACUACUACCUGAGAGACGGGUCCAGGUCCCAGUGGAACCUACCUGAGCUUCCUGGUCUGGUUCAGUCUCGAGUGGGGAACGGGGGCCCGGCCGAGCAGGACAGACUGGCAGCAGACAGGAAGUGGAGGAAUAGUACCGGAUCUCAGGAUGAGAAGCUUUCCAUAACUCAUGGACGGAUGGCCUCAGACAGUGACGUGUACAGCUACCCGGAGACGCAGCAUCAUGUAUCAAGCUUGGAGAAAGCCGGAAUCCUCAACAAAACCCGAAUAUCAGAAAAUGGGAAGAAAGUGAGGAAGAACUGGGCUCAGUCGUGGACCGUCCUCCACGGAGGGGUUCUAACGUUCCACAAGGACCCCAAAUUAUUAAAUCCGUCAGGAAUGUCGGGGAAGAGCAGUCAGAUCGUGGUGGAGUUUACUGUGGAUUUAAAAGGAGCCACGAUUGGAAAAGCUGCGAAGGAGAAAUCCAGCAAGAAGAAUGUGCUCGAGUUGAAAAGUCGAGCCGGUACCGAGUUCCUGAUUCAGUACGACACUGAAACCAUCAUCAGCGACUGGUUUAAAGUCAUCACAGACACCAUACGACAACUCGACCUGUCGGAUAAUCAGUCAGACGAUGAGGAGGAGGCCAGUGAAAAAUCCUCCAGCACGGAGAGAGAGGACAGAUCAGUUGACAAGCGAAGAAUGAGCAUUGCAUCUAGUUCGGCAUCCGAGACAGACCAGAAGAAGAUCCAGAGCAAGCUCCGGAAGUUUCUUCUCAAGAGGCCGACCCUGCAGUCGGUCAAAGAGAAGGGCUACAUCAGGGAAAACGUGUUCGGGUGUCACCUGAAAAAUCUCUGUGACCAGGAGAGGACCACGGUGCCCAAUUUUGUCAGGAAGUGCAUCCGGACGGUGGAGAAAAAAGGUUUGGGGGUCGAUGGGAUCUACAGGGUCAGCGGGAACCUGGCUGUCAUUCAGAAGCUGCGAUUCAAGGCUGAUCAUGUAGAGAAUCUGGACCUGGAGGAGGGGAACUGGGACAUCCACGUGAUCACUGGUGCACUGAAGCUGUUCUUCAGGGAGCUGCAGGAACCGCUGUUCCCCUACAGUCACUUCAACAGCUUCGUCCAGGGCAUCAAAAUUCCGGAUUAUAUAAACCGAGUGUCGUAUAUAAGCGACCUGGUGAGGUCUUUACCGCCGGCCAAUCACGACACCAUGGAGGCGCUGUUCAGCCACUUAAGGAAAGUUAUCGAGCACGGAGAGGAGAACAGGAUGAGCGUACAGAACGUGGCCAUCGUCUUCGGACCCACGUUACUGAAGCCUGAGGUGGAAUCGGCCAACUUCACCGCGUUCAUGAUCUAUCAGAACCAGAUCAUCGAGUUCGUCCUCAACGAGUUCGAGACGAUUUUUCACAUGUAAACAACGUGGCCUCGAAUAACCGGAUCAGAUCAUCUACGACGAGGGUCUUCAAAAAGCUUCCACUCAUUCAUUUUACACACAAACCAUCACUGUACUGAUCAGCCACUGAUGCGCCGGUGCUUACACAUCAUCAUCACAUGAAUCACAUCUUCUUCCCCUUAAAGCUUCUUUGAGCUUCCAAACAGGUGGAAAUCAGAUGGAGCUAAAUCCGGACUUUAACCACGAUAUAAAAGUGAGGAAACUUUCUGAAGAUCCCUCGUAUAAGCGGUUUUAACCUAAAAACAAUAAUAGUGCUGAUGAGAGAUGUAGUCGGGUCAGGUUUAGGUCGCGUUUUGCACUUAUUGCUGUGAUUUACAGGAGGCCACGUUCACGUUUGUGAGUUCGUUGUGAUCUAAACAAGCCACCUACUGACACUGACUUGAAUUGUACGAACUGACUAUAAAAUGCUGGAGGAAGAAACUGAGGAAUUUGCUUUGAGAACGUUUUGUUUCUCUUUCGGCUGUAUUUUUAAGGGUUUCCACCUUUUUCACGCCUGUUCAAUUGGCUAGGCUGAUGGGCCAUGACUCGUGUCCGUGUCGCACCACUGAGAUUCGAACCCUGGGUCUGAGCAGCAGUGAGCUAGCGUAUUGUCCCGCUGCGCCACCCGAGCGCCCAUAAGGCUCUGAUCUGGUCUCACGUGUUUACGGUAGGUACUAACUAGAACCUGAUGUACAAACCCCGUUUCCAGAAAUGUUGGGACACCUUGAUGCAGUGGUGGACUGUGUUCAGUAACAACCGUUUUCCGAAAUACUCCAGAGCCCACAUGGCUAUAUUUAUCACAGUAGCAUGAUGGUUUCAUCGGUGGUUUAAACCCCUGCUCUACACAUACUGAGAUUUGUCUGGAAUUCCUGGAUGUUUUCACAGUAUUCUGUACAGUAGAUGGUGAAAGAUUAAAGUUUGGAGCACAGUGGUGAGCCAUGCCCCAUCAAUGCUUGUACAGACUGAUCCUGAUCCAGGUGGAUCCUUUUAUACCCGAUCAUGAUUCCCUCACCCGGUACCGACUCACCUGCUCACUGUGGAACCUUUCAAACACUCCAUCCACUUUUCACUCUCAUUCUGCCUCCGUCCCAACUUUUUUUGAAGUCUGUUACAGCAUCACAUUCUAAACCUGCUUCUAUUUACAAACCACAAUAAAGUUGAUCAGUGAAACUUUGGUAAUUAAAUAAAGAAGAGAAUGAAACACGUCCUCAACACGUCCCAACUUUUCUGGAGACGCGGUUUGUAUUUAGCUCUGAUAUAGAGACGCUGAUUAAUUCCACAACAGGCUUUCAUGAAAUGGGACAUAAGUUUUAUUGUAUUUUAGGAAUGUUUUUGGUUCUUUUGCUUAUAUUUAUGUUUUUUUUUCCUUUAAUACUCUUGUGUUUGAUCUAAUGAUAAAACCUCUAUAAACGAAUGACAGUAGAAAACUGUGUACAGUCUUAAAAGAUGUAAUAUUUUAGACGUCUUAGCCCGAAGGUGAAUAUUUCCCUUUGUAAAAUCUGUUUGCACAUAGACACACAGUACUUUUUAAAGAAAUGAAGAUUGUAGCUGUAUAAAAAUGUAAAGCAUUAAUAUUUUGUGAGAAUAGGGCAUUUAUGUGGAUGUACUUACAAAUAUGUGGAUUCAUGGUGUAAAUAUAAAGCAUAUUUAUGCUUUAAAUAAAAUAAUAAUAAUAAGGUUUUAAUAAA
Trichomycterus rosablanca is the source of this 3811-nucleotide messenger RNA. It is a transcript of the gene arhgap27, whose product is annotated as Rho GTPase activating protein 27. Bases 24 to 2105 code for a protein of 693 amino acids. Gene Ontology annotation, cellular component: cytoplasm. Gene Ontology annotation, molecular function: protein binding. The record is from RefSeq and is a predicted model, not a curated record. Gene Ontology annotation, biological process: regulation of GTPase activity; signal transduction. NCBI's taxonomy places the organism in Eukaryota, Metazoa, Chordata, Actinopteri, Siluriformes, Trichomycteridae. The transcript is spliced from 17 exons.